CAUGAAAAAUAUAAUGAAAAAGUUAUUCAAAUGUACGUCAAGUGCCUUGGAGAUCAAGAAAAAUUAUUUCUUUUAGAUCAAGGGAUUGAUGUUUCUGAAAUAAUAAACUACCGUUUAGAUGAACAUUCUA
This is a messenger RNA of Scutellospora calospora, 130 nucleotides long. The record is from the annotation of a GenBank genome assembly. Lineage: Eukaryota; Fungi; Glomeromycota; Glomeromycetes; Diversisporales; Gigasporaceae.